This is a messenger RNA of Doryrhamphus excisus (bluestripe pipefish), 2880 nucleotides long. RefSeq names its product adenosine monophosphate deaminase 1 (isoform M) (gene ampd1). Gene Ontology annotation, biological process: IMP salvage; AMP metabolic process. Gene Ontology annotation, cellular component: cytosol. Lineage: Eukaryota; Metazoa; Chordata; Actinopteri; Syngnathiformes; Syngnathidae. The record is from RefSeq and is a predicted model, not a curated record. Gene Ontology annotation, molecular function: AMP deaminase activity.
UAGCUAAACCACUAACUGUAGACGUUUUCAAGCAACCAAGCCUUGUAUUAGCCUGAAAAGGCUGUUUUACUCGUUUAUACGAUUAUUUAAUUCUUUAUUUCUCAGUCAUUGCAAGUAAAGCUACUAGCAACAAUUCUAACAAUUCCAACCAAUUCUAAAACGAAACUCCGACGUAUCAACCAUUAGCAUGUCAGACACGCCCACUAGCUAAACCACCACUGUGGACGUCUUCAAGCAACCAAGCCUUAUAUUGGCCUAAAAAGGCUGUUUUACUCGUUUAUAUGAUUAUUUAAUCCUUUAUUUCUCAGUCAUUGCAAGUAAAGGUACUAGCAACAAUUCUAACAAUUCCAACCAAUUCUAAAACGAAACUACGACGCAUCAAUCAUUAGCAUGUUAGCCACGCCCACUAGCUAAACCACCACUGUAGACGUCUUUAAGCAACCAAGCCUUGUAUUGGCCUAAAAAGGCUGUUUUACUCGUUUAUAUGAUUAUUUAAUCCUUUAUUUCUCAGUCAUUGCAAGUAAAGAGACCGAUGAGAAGAUGCGGGCCUUCGCCGAGCAGGUCUUUGCAUCCGAGACCAAAGGCGAAGACAUCCGCGAUGAAAUCUCCGUCUUCGACGUGGCUGAGGACUGUCCCAUCAUCCACCACGAGAUGGCGCACCAUCUGCAGGCUGACGACGACAUUGAGAAGCGCAAGAGGCGCUGUCGCACCAUGGCUGCUGCCCCUGUUGUGGAGGUGGACACGCCCACCUACCUGGAAGUACCAGACUUCCAGAGAGUGGCCAUCAUUGGAGACUACGCCUCAGGGGUUACUAUGGACGACUUUGAGCUGUCCUGCAAAGGUAUCUACCGCGCUUUGACCAUCAGAGAGAAGUACAUGAGGUUGGCCUACCAGCGCUUCCCACGCACUGCCUCUCAGUACCUGCGUGACAUCGAGGGCGAGACCUUCAAGGUGGAGGACCAGGUGCAGCCAGUAUUCACUCCGCCUCAAAAGGACGGCGAUGACCCAUUUGACGCCGCUAACCUUCCGGAGAAUCUGGGCUACGUUGCUCGCAUGAAGGAGGGCCUGAUCUACGUGUACGACAAUGACGCCGCCGCCGACAACCAUCAGCCGAGAGACAUCCCCUGUCCUGACUACAACAGCUUCAUCGACGACAUGAACUUCCUCAUUGCGCUCAUCGCGCAGGGACCCACUAAGACGUACACUCACCGCCGUCUCAAGUUCCUCAUGUCCAAGUUCAAUGUGCACGAGAUGCUGAAUGAGAUGGAGGAGAUGAAGGAGCUCAAGAAGAACCCACACAGGGACUUCUACAACUGCAGGAAGGUGGACACUCACAUCCACGCUGCGGCCUGCAUGAACCAGAAACAUCUUCUGCGCUUCAUCAAAAAGUCAUACCGCGUGGACGCCGACCGCGUGGUCCACAACCUCAACGGACGCGAGGUCACCAUGAAGGAGCUUUUUGAGUCUCUCCACCUGCAUCCUUAUGACCUCACCGUGGAUUCGCUGGACGUGCACGCCGGCAGACAAACGUUCCAGCGUUUCGACAAGUUCAACGCUAAGUACAACCCGGUGGGAGCCAGCGAGCUACGUGACCUCUACUUGAAGACCGAGAACCACAUCAAUGGAGAGUACUUUGCCACCAUCAUUAAGGAAGUAGCCAGUGACCUGGAGGACGCUAAGUACCAGUACGCCGAGCCUCGUCUCUCCAUCUACGGCUGCACGGCUGCCGAGUGGGACAAACUCUCCGGCUGGUUUGUCAAGCACAGAGUCUACUCCCCACACCUCAAGUGGAUGAUCCAAGUCCCCAGGAUCUAUGACAUCUUCAGAGGCAGGAACUUUGUGCCUCACUUUGGAAAGAUGCUGGAGAAUAUUUUCCUCCCUGUCUUCAAGGCCACAAUCGACCCAAAAUCCAACCCGGAUCUCAGCAUCUUCCUCAAGCAUGUGACAGGUUUUGAUAGCGUGGAUGACGAGUCCAAGCACAGUGGUCACAUGUUCUCCACCAAGAGCCCCAAACCAGAGGAAUGGGACAUCGUGAAGAACCCGUCCUACACUUACUACAUCUACUACAUGUACGCCAACAUCGCUGUGCUCAACCAGCUGAGGAGACAGCGGGGGAUGAACACGUUCACGUUCCGGCCUCACUGCGGUGAAGCAGGUGCCAUCACUCACCUGCUGGCUGCCUUCAUGACGGCCGAUAACAUCUCUCACGGCCUCAACCUAAAAAAGAGUCCAGUGCUGCAGUACCUGUACUUCCUGACCCAGAUCCCCAUUGCCAUGUCUCCCCUGAGCAACAACAGUCUAUUCCUGGAGUACGCCAAAAACCCACUGCUAGAGUUCCACAAGAAAGGCCUGGUGGUCUCUCUGUCCACUGACGACCCCAUGCAGUUCCACUACACUAAGGAGCCUCUGAUGGAGGAGUACGCCAUCGCCGCUCAGGUGUUCAAGCUGAGUACCUGCGACAUGUGUGAGAUCUCCAGGAGCAGUGUGCUGCAGAGCGCAAUGUCUCACGAGGAGAAGAUUCACUUCCUGGGUCAGCACUACCUGAAGGAGGGUCCCGAGGGCAAUGACAUCCGUAAGACCAACGUGGCCCAGAUCCGUAUGGCGUACCGCUUUGAGACACUGUGCUACGAACUCAACCUCAUCAAGGAGGGCCUGAAGUCUGAAUAAAAAGUAACGUACACACACACAAGUGGAAUUGAAUGCCAUUAUAGAGACGCUGAUGUUGUUUUCAUUUGGAGACUUUGUUGAUGACCGUGUAGUGUGAUCUUCAUUAUGGAGGAGCAUCACGUACAAGAAUGGAAGUGCAUUAAAAUGAGGAAAAACUACUGUUUCUGAGCAUGGAUGAUUCAACCAGGAUAAUAAAGCAACAAAUAGGAUCUC